Phragmites australis (common reed) is the source of this 3335-nucleotide messenger RNA. Its product is annotated as protein CHUP1, chloroplastic-like. The transcript is spliced from 9 exons. NCBI's taxonomy places the organism in Eukaryota, Viridiplantae, Streptophyta, Magnoliopsida, Poales, Poaceae. Gene Ontology annotation, cellular component: chloroplast outer membrane. Gene Ontology annotation, biological process: chloroplast organization. The coding region runs from base 240 to 3077 and encodes 945 amino acids. The record is from RefSeq and is a predicted model, not a curated record.
UUGCAACGCCAAUAUGGGAUGAAUAAGGCCAGCCACAUGUUCUGGUGGUGUUCACCAGCUCUCACAGGCACCGAGUUUCUCCUCCAAUCCAUCUCUGGGCUAAGAUAUGAAGAGAGUUUAGAAGCCUAGGCCAUUCAUACCUGCUCUAACUCUGCUUUGCCAUCUUUUUGAUGAGUAGAGGCUCUCUGUCUCGGCCCUCCUGCCGGUUGAGGCCGGCAGAGUGAUGAGUGAACGGAGUCAUGCUUGUGAGAUUAGGCUUCGUGGUUGUAGCCUCCGUCGCAGCUUUAACUCUUAAGAGAGCAAACAGUGGGGGCAGACGUAAUAAAGACAAUGGCCAAGCAAAGAAAAGGAAGGACAAAACUCGCCAUUCUGAACAGGGGGAGAAAGAAGAAGAGAAGGAGGAGGUUAAAACAAUCAGCGGCAUAAUCAAUUCGGCUCGGUCGAUAGACGACGAUGACGAUGAUAUGCUUUCGGAGAUUGAGAGCCUCCUGUCAGGAGAGAUCGACAUCCCUUUGCCAAGUGAUAGGUUUGAUAUCAAAGGACGGUCCCAUUACAAUGCUCAGAUGGCUAACAACGCCUCUGAGGUAGACAGGCUGCGCAGCCUGGUGAGGGAGAUGGAGGACAGGGAGGUGAAGCUCGAAAGCGAGCUGUUAGAGUACUACGGCAUGAAGGAGAUGGAGACUGACGUCACUGAACUGCAAAAGCAGCUCAAGAUCAAAAUAGUAGAGAUCAACAUGCUCAACAACACCAUCAACUCGCUGCAGGCAGAGCGGAAGAAGUUGCAGGAUGACGUUGCACGUGGAGUGGCAAUCAAGAAAGAGCUUGAAGUGGCUAGGAGCAAGAUUAAGGAGUUGCAGCGGCAGAUACAGCUGGAGGCUGGCCAGACAAAAGGUCAGCUGAUGCUACUGAAACAGCAGGUCAUAGGAUUGAAGGCCAAGGAGGAAGAGGCGGCCAAAAAAGAAGCUGAGGUCGAGCGAAAGCUGAAGAAGCUUAAGGAGUUGGAAGUGGAGGUAGUUGAGCUGAGGAGGAAGAACAAGGAGCUGUUGUAUGAGAAGAGAGAUCUCUUGGUGAAGUUGGAUGCAGCGGAAGGCAAAAUAACAGAGAGUGAUGUAGUUGCCCACGCAAGAGAAGAGAUAAACAAGCUGAGGCAUACAAAUGAGGACCUUACAAAGCAAGUGGAAGGCCUGCAGAUGAACAGGUUCAGUGAAGUCGAGGAGCUGGUUUACCUGCGUUGGGUCAAUGCUUGUCUGAGAUUCGAGCUCCGGAACUACCAGACACCAUCAGGGAAAGUCUCUGCCCGUGACCUUAACAGGACCCUGAGCCCGAAGUCACAGGAGAGGGCCAAACAGUUGAUGUUGGAGUAUGCAGGAUCUGAACGAGGUCAGGGUGACACUGACCUUGAGAGUGCUUCCUCUAUGCCUUCUUCACCCGGAAGCGAAGACUUUGACAACAUUUCAAUUGACAGUUCUUCCAGCAGAUACAGCUUCCUAAGCAAAAGGCCUAAUCUGAUGCUAAAGCUCAAGAAGUGGGGAAGGAGCAAGGAUGACAGCAGCAGUUUAGCUUCCCCAACACGCUCCCUGACCAGUGGCUCUCCAAGGAGGCAAAGUACCAACCACAAACCAAAGGGUCCCCUGGAAGCUCUCAUGCUAAAAAAUGCAGGAGAUGGUAUAGCCAUAACGACAUUUGGAAAGAGGGAACAUGAUCCCAAUGACGCCUUGGAUGAGGCAAAUGUUGCAUCCUCAUUCCAUCUGAUGUCAAAGACUGUCGAAGGUUUUGCUGGUGAGAAGUAUCCCGUUUACAAAGAUAGGCACAAGCUUGCAACUGAACGGGAGAAGGCGAUAAAAGAGAAGGCUGGGCAAGUAAGAGCGCAAAGAUUUGGUGGUGGACAUAGUUCAGCUCUUGUUUCCCCUCCAAAAGGUGCACUCCCUCCAAAACUCUCUCAGAUUAAGGAGAGGGCCCCUGCAGCUAAUGCUGAACCCAGUGAGCAAUCUAGUGACAACCAGAACAACACCCUGGUGGUGAGCCAGUUGAAGCUUGCCAACAUUGAGAAGAGGGCUCCAAGAGUUCCCAGGCCACCUCCCGCGCCAUCAGCCACUGCUGCUUCAGGGGCUACGAAUACUGCAAGUGGAGUACCACCGCCACGUCCACCUGGUGCGCCUCCUCCACCACCGCCUCCUGGGAAACCUGGCGGCCCACCACCGCCACCACCACCUCCAGGUUCUCUAUCCAGGAGCCUUGCUGGUGGUGACAAGGUACACCGUGCGCCGGAGAUCGUGGAGUUCUAUCAAAGUCUCAUGAAGCGUGAAGCCAAGAAAGAGACAUCUCUGGGAUCAACAUCAUCCAGUAUUUCUGAUGUCAAGAGUAAUAUGAUCGGAGAGAUUGAGAACAGAUCAACAUUCCUCUUAGCUGUCAAAGCUGAUGUGGAAACACAAGGAGAAUUUGUUGAGUCUCUAGCAAAUGAGGUCCGAGCAGCGAGUUAUGCAAAGAUAGAUGAUGUCGUUGCAUUUGCAAAUUGGCUGGAUGAGGAGUUGUCAUUCUUGGUUGAUGAGCGAGCAGUGCUGAAGCACUUCGAUUGGCCAGAGAGCAAAACUGAUGCAUUAAGAGAAGCAGCCUUUGAGUACCAAGACCUGUUGAAGUUAGAGAACAAGGUUUCAACCUUUACCGAUGAUCCAAAACUUGCAUGUGAAGAAGCUCUCAAGAAGAUGUAUUCAUUGCUUGAAAAAGUGGAGCAGAGUGUUUAUGCACUACUCCGUACUAGAGACAUGGCCGUCUCACGCUACAAGGAGUAUGGGAUCCCAGUUGACUGGCUGUCUGAUUCUGGAGUAGUUGGCAAGAUCAAAUUGGCAUCUGUUCAGCUUGCAAACAAGUAUAUGAAGAGGGUUGCCUCAGAACUUGAUGCAUUGCAAGGAACCGAGAAAGAGCCCAAUAGAGAGUUUUUGCUUCUACAGGGUGUGAGGUUCGCUUUCCGAGUUCAUCAGUUUGCUGGAGGCUUCGAUGCAGAAAGCAUGAAAGCUUUUGAAGAGCUAAGAAGCAAGAUGACUACACAAACAUCUGCCUCACAAAUGUCUGAAGCAUAAGUCAAACACAGGAUUCGGCACGUCUUGUUGGUUGGAAAUUAAUUGUUAGUUGAGUAGCUUAAGUGUACAAAAGAAAAGUGUAAAUUUCAGGGUUGUAUCAAGCAAGUUGUAUAUGCCAAGAAGAGAUUACAAGUCUUCAGGUUUUGUUCAUACGUAUACCAGUUUUAGUGCAAGCGUGUACCUCUGCAUUUAAAGGUUGUAAAAUGUAGACGAGCAGUUCGUAUAAAUGAAUCGCAUCAGAUGCAUAGUUUUGUACUA